AUGGGCAAGAAGACGACCUCCAAGCAUGCGCGCAACGGGUACGACUCGGACGACGGCAGCAUGAGCUUUGGCGGGUCGGUCGCGUCCAACGACACGGACCGCUCCUUGGACGUCGAUGAGAACGACGGCGAGCUCACGCAAGAAGAAGCGCUCCACGCCCACAUGGAAGAACUCCUCGAGAAGCGAACGACGACGCGUGUCUCGGCCUUGAAGAAGAUUGAGGCGCUGCUCGCGCAAUGUGUUCCGCUCGAGCUGCUCCAGGACAACGUUGACACGCUCCAAACCAACGUCUUGCACAUCUUGCGCCGCCCGUCGCCGGCGGAAGGCGUGCUUGGCGCGCAGAUCCUCGCGCUCAUGGCCCUCAUCCUUGGCGCCAACGAAGACAGCUACUACAACCAGAUCAAGGGCCCAUUGCAUUUGCUCGUCAAGUCCGAGACGCAAGCCAGCGACGUGCGUGCCAUGGCGCUGCAAGCGCUUGGCACAGUCUGCUUCAUCUGCAGCAGCGACCAGGAAGACACCCACGCCGUCCUCUCAUCGUGCACCGCUUUCUUUGGCAACGCGUCAAACGCGCUCGCCGUCGCCGCCCUUGACACGUGGGGCUGUCUCGCUUCGACACUGCCAAGUGCGACCUUGGUCGACGACUCGUUCCUUGCCCCGAACCUCGAGGUCUUUCUGCAGCUUCUCGAGCACACGGAUGUCGACGUGCGGUCGGCGGCUGGCGAGAACAUUGCGCUCUUUUUCGAAGCGCUCGCGACGGCCCACGUCGAGUACGUGGACCGCGACGUGAUUGCGGCCAAGCUCCUCCUGCUGAGCAAGGACUCGAGCAAGAAGACGAGCAAGCGCGACCGGAAGGAGCAGCGCACGGUCUUCCGCGACGUGUACAAGACGGUGGCCGACGACGUCUCGCCGUCCGUGACCUUUUCGUUCCAGAACGAAAUGCUCCGGUUCCAGGACUGGUGCACGCUCAAGCAGUACAGUACGCUCAAGAAAUGGCUCCACGUCGGGUUCCAAGAGCACCUCAAGUACAACAACACGGUCCGCGGGCUCCUCGACCUCCCGCUAACGUCCGAAGAGCAGCCGCGCGUCGAGAAGCGGGACACGCUCUCCAAGAACUCGCACACGCGCAAGCACCAGAGCGCUGCGCUCAAGGACCAGCGGGCAGCGCGCAUGAACCAGAAGAACCUCUUCCUCGCCGACUACUAG
Molecule: messenger RNA, 1203 nt
Organism: Saprolegnia diclina VS20
Lineage: Eukaryota; Oomycota; Saprolegniomycetes; Saprolegniales; Saprolegniaceae
Exons: 5
Coding region: 1-1203 (400 amino acids)
Source: RefSeq, a predicted model, not a curated record